AUGUGUAGUAUGAGCGUGUCGAGGGGAGACCUCCGCAUGUGCGCCUUCUCCGGAGGGGGGAAUGUCCAGGUUGCCGCCCCGUUCGAGAUGGCCCUCGUGGCACGGGAGAGGGGGAGCUGCAUCGUUAGGGAGCUACAGGACCCGCCAGUCGUCCCAAAGGUUACGGAGGAGGGGAUGUAUGCCCGUCUUGGCGUCGCGGACGAGCGCUUUUUCAUCAGCCUCAUCGACGACGAGCUCGCGCGCCUGGCCGCCGUGUCGACGGAUGACCCCGCCGUGGCUGCUGUUGUUGCAGUCGCUGUGGAGGACGUGCAGGAGCGCCGCGCGGAGGUCCUGACGCGCCGCCAUAUGCGCAGCACCGUCGAGAUGGGGGAGCCGCAGCGCGGGGAGACGCGCCUGUUUUAUCAAGCAAAGGAUACGCAAAACGUCUUCCUGCACCCGGUCAACCACCGCUGCUUGUCCGCCGAGUUUUGCGCAGAGUUUGCCAACGCACCGCCACGCGUGCGUGGAGUCGUGCUGCAGCUGGAGCGAUAUACCAUGGACGACGCGCUGAGAAGGAAGUAUCGCUUUCUGGACCAUCUGCCGGACGGCUGUGAGUUUGCAUUUGUCGAGCUUGAUAUCAACCACUUACUCUCGCCCAAGACCUUGGAGCUUCACGGCGCAGAGCUCAAGGCCAGGAAAACCAGCAGGAAGAGGAAGCAGACCAAGGACCGGAGGGAGAGCAUCCGCAUCGAGAGGAAGAAGACAGAGUCAUUGCAUUCGUACUUUUGCUCCGAGGGCAGGUCGCUGACGAGGCGCCCGCAGAGCCCGGAGAAGAUUGAUAGUCAGGAUAUCAAAAGCUUCCCGGCCCUGCGCGUUGUCCCCAAGGCCCCGGUGCAGCAGCAUGGUGAAGAACUUACGCCCCCUGUCCUUGAUCAUAUGCUUCAUGAAAAUGACCUUGCUGCUGCGCCGAUAUCUGUCGCUUCGGGUGGAGCUUCGGCUUCUGCGUCUGCCUCCACGCAUGAUGCGUCCGAAGUGUCAAGCUACUCGUCCGUCACGUCGAAAAUGGGUCUCUUCCCUUCGUUGGGCAGGUCGAUGGCGGAAUCUCCCCCCGACCGUGCCGCAUUUCCGACGCUUGCCGAUGCCAACAUGGCCAGCUCGCCCGAACAAGGCGGCGGCCCGUCCGCUUGGUUUCCGAGACCGCCGCCAUCAGCCCAGCAACAGCGAGACGUGCCGGCCGCCAUUGGUUGUGGGUCUGAAGCUGCACAGUCAGAUACAGUACAACAGCAAGCGCUGCACGCCGGAACCCCCAGAAGGGGGAAGCGGUCGCAUCGAAAGACCACAAUUAUGUCAAACGCGAGUGUAGCAUAUCGGCGGUAGCAAAGUUGGAAACGACAGGUGUUGCUGCUUUCGCCGCAUCGUGUCCGCCAUUUUUGACGAAGUCGUAAUCUGUAAAACAGUCCCGGUUCUUUUGUAUAACCGGCAACAAAGCGUUGCGCUCUGUGAGCAUUUGUCUUCUG
Molecule: messenger RNA, 1496 nt
Organism: Chondrus crispus (carragheen)
Lineage: Eukaryota; Rhodophyta; Florideophyceae; Gigartinales; Gigartinaceae
Exons: 2
Coding region: 1-1356 (451 amino acids)
Biological process (GO): positive regulation of transcription by RNA polymerase II
Molecular function (GO): transcription cis-regulatory region binding
Source: RefSeq, a predicted model, not a curated record